GACAGAUAGCAGAGACUCCAGAGAAGCAUGGCUCGGUGUAAUGUUUGCGUGGUGGCCCUGGCGGCUGUGUUGCUGCUAGUUUUUGCCAUUGUCUCCAGAUCCAAUGGCCUGAAGGGCAGGGAGUUUCAGGGGGCGUCGCGAAUACCUUCUGAGUUCAGCGAAGAGGAGCUCGUCGCUAUGAAAGAGGCGCUGAAAGGUGCUAUCCAGAUUCCCACAGUGUCUUUCAGCCAUGAAGAAUCCAACUUCACAGCCCUGGCUGAGUUUGGAGAAUACAUACAUAAAGUCUUUCCUGCAGUAUUCAACACCAGCUUUAUCCGGCAUGAAGUUGUGGGAAACUACAGCCACUUGUUUACUAUCCAAGGCUCAGAGUCCAGCCUGCAGCCCUACAUGCUGAUGGCUCACUUUGAUGUGGUGCCUGCCCAUGAAGAGGGCUGGGAGGUGCCCCCCUUCUCAGGGCUUGAGCGUGAUGGCUUCAUCCAUGGUCGGGGGACACUGGACAACAAGAACUCUGUGAUGGCAAUCCUUCAGGCCUUGGAACUUCUACUGACCAGGAACUACAAGCCUCGAAGAUCUUUCUUCAUUACUCUGGGCCAUGAUGAGGAGGUGUCAGGAACAAAUGGGGCUCAAAAGAUGUCAGCACUGCUACAGGCCAGGGGUGUCCAGCUAGCCUUCAUUGUGGACGAGUGUGGCUUCAUCUUGGAUGGAUUCAUUCCCAAUCUCCAAAAGCCCUUUGCCAUGAUUUCCAUCUCAGAGAAGGGUGCAAUUGACCUCAUGCUGCAAGUGAACAUGACUCCAGGCCACUCUUCAGCACCGCCAAAGGAGACAAGCAUUGGCAUCCUCUCAGCCGCUCUCAGCAGACUGGAGCAGACGCCAAUGCCAAACAUGUUUAAAAGUGGACUGUUGAAGACGACAUUGCAGCAACUGGCAAGCGAGUUUUCCUUUCCUACCAAUAUAGUCUUGAGCAACCUGUGGUUGUUUGGGCCCCUUGUAAGCAGGAUAUUGGAGAGAAAUGACGUGACCAAUGCGCUGAUCAGGACCACCACGGCGCUUACCAUGUAUAAUGCAGGGGUCAAGGUGAACGUCAUCCCCCCGGUGGCCAAAGCCACAGUCAACAUCCGGAUUCACCCUGCACAGACAGUUGUGGAGGUCCUGGAACUCAUCAAGAACAUUGUGGCUGAUGACCGAGUCCAGUUCCACGUGUUGAGAGCCUUUGACCCCCUACCCAUCAGCCCCAUUGAUGACCAGGCCUUGGGCUACCAGAUGCUCCACCAGACCAUACAGUCUGUCUUCCCAGAAGUCAAUAUUGUUACUCCAGGUACUUGUAUUGGCAACACAGACAGCCGACACUACACCAGCCUCACCACUGGCAUCUAUCUGUUCAACCCUGUCUACCUUCAGCCUCAGGACUUCAGAAGCAUCCAUGGAAUCAAUGAGAAAAUCUCUGUCCAAGGCUACCAGACUCAGGUGAAAUUCAUCUUUGAGUUGAUCCAGAAUUCUGACACUGACAGGAAGCCCGUUCCUCACCUGCAUGAACUGUGAAGUCGAGGAGCCAGCAGGGGUAGGGGUGCCUUACAUGGGGCCCACACAAAACUAAGGGCCUAGACAAAGCCAAGGUUGAUGAGAGUUGUGGUCAAAACCACAUUGUAAUACAUGGCUCAUCUCACCCACUCCUCACCACAACUCACUGAAGACAGGGCCAGGAGUAAGGGAAGGUCAGCAGAAAUCUGGCUUUUCUUUUCCUCCCAACAUUUGCAUCCAUAAGCGGACUGGCAUUUACUGCCUUCUUGUCCCUCCUAUCUUGGAAGGGACGGGACCCCUCUGAUUUCUGCUGGUUAUUUGACUGCUCUACCUCCAGGCCUGAUUUAACUAAUACCAGUUUGAAAAAUCUCCACCCGGUUUUACCUGAUAGAAGUGAACAUCUAGGGUACUUUUCCUGGACUGCCUUCUCCAAAGCUCAUGAUGUAUCUCUUCUUGCCAGAACCUCCUUUCCCCUGUCAUUCUCUCUCUUCUCGAACUCACAAGCUGCCUCUUCGUCUCUCCUCUUUUGCCUCUGCAUCUCUCCCUCUACUCUCCGAUUUAUUCUACAUCUGGAACAGGACUUAGUCAAACUGAUGCUACCAUAAUUGCCACUAAUGAUCAAAUAAAAAGAUCUGUGCAGCACCAACUGAACACUGAGGGGUAAACCUGAGGUGAGGACUCUGGGGGACCCCACACCUCCUGUCUCUGAAGGCUGGGCCCUGGAGAAGAAAGCUUCUGUCCUUGGGUUCCUCCCAAGGGCUCUCUGGGCUUUGCUCCCUCCCCUGCCCUGUUCUUGCCACCUGCUGCUGCUGUCCCACCCCAGGAGGCACUAAUCUGUAGAAACAUUUCCCUGGCACAUCUAUGGGCUAAGCUUCCCAGGG
This is a messenger RNA of Marmota flaviventris (yellow-bellied marmot), 2399 nucleotides long. RefSeq names its product peptidase M20 domain containing 1 (gene Pm20d1). Gene Ontology annotation, molecular function: hydrolase activity, acting on carbon-nitrogen (but not peptide) bonds, in linear amides. Lineage: Eukaryota; Metazoa; Chordata; Mammalia; Rodentia; Sciuridae. Gene Ontology annotation, biological process: amino acid metabolic process; lipid metabolic process. The record is from RefSeq and is a predicted model, not a curated record.